This is a messenger RNA of Pogona vitticeps (central bearded dragon), 6623 nucleotides long. It is a transcript of the gene SALL1, whose product is annotated as spalt like transcription factor 1. Gene Ontology annotation, molecular function: DNA-binding transcription factor activity, RNA polymerase II-specific; RNA polymerase II cis-regulatory region sequence-specific DNA binding. Lineage: Eukaryota; Metazoa; Chordata; Lepidosauria; Squamata; Agamidae. Gene Ontology annotation, cellular component: nucleus. Gene Ontology annotation, biological process: regulation of transcription by RNA polymerase II. The record is from RefSeq and is a predicted model, not a curated record.
GACUUAAUGUCCCAAUGGAUGUGAAACCCUUACAAACAGGCAGUUUUGCAAGGUAAAGGCAGGAGCUCUCUGGCUAGUAACAUUGGCGUGGACUGAAAUAUUCUUAACUAGAAAAAAAUUUCAUAACGCAUGGAGGGCCAUGUAAGGUUGGAGCAACAGCCGAGCUCAACGAUCCCUCGGGCCUUUGACUAAGCAUCAUAAGCGGGAUUAGGCAACAAAUGUGUUAUUGUGAAAAUAUGAAUAUUAUUCUUUGACAGGGGAUUUCUCCCUUUUCCAUUUUCUCUUCCGCAAAGCCGCUACAUGUGCUGGAAUGUUUUGUAAAAGGAUCAGGGUUGGCUCAGGCAUUCUGCAGGAAUGUGAAAUCUGGCUUGUUUGUUUAUUUGUUUGUUUGUUUAUUCGCUGGUGUCACCCUGAAGCUUGGGUGGCCCAUGCUUUCUUCUUCAGUUUAGCCCUCCACCCGUUUCUUCCUGUCAACCACUGAUUGGGAUCUUGAAUGACUACAAAUUAGUUUAGUGAGGGGGUGACUGUCAAAGACACCCUCGAAUCUCUUGAAGACGAACAAGGUUGACAGCGAACUUGGGACUCUAAUGAGUGUUUCAAAUGCUUGAGUUGCCAGCCAGAAGCUGUACUGAGCACUGGAAAUCAAUAUGGAAUUGCAUUCUGCCCCAAUCCCUUUGGUUCAUGCUGCAUGGAUUAUCUGAAGGAAAUGAUCCUCAAAGCUGAGGAUAACCAUAAAAACAUCAUCUCGUACUGUCUUAAAAAUCAAGCACAAUAUCGAUGAAUCCCCAAAUCAGUUGCUUUCUUUUUUCCCCAUGUAUCAUCUAUUUUGAUACAAUAUUCGGGACUAAGAAGCAUUCCCCCCCCCAAAAAAUGCCCUGGAGUGAGAAAAAGAUACCAUGUGGGAUGAAAUGUUGUAAGAUCUACCAGUUUCUUCUCCAACUCACGAAACCCUAUUGUGUUGCUUAGUGAUGACACCUGCAGGUGAUGGAAAGGGGAGAGAACCCAAGGAAAGUUUCAGCUGCCUGUAUACUCACAAGACCCCUUUUCUGAGAUCACGACUGUCACACUCUUUCCUUUUUCCCAAAUUUUCCCACCCGUGUUUGCUCUGAGAUGAAAAUGCACAAGGAAUCUUAUCUUUGAGAAUGUACUGUAGUUGUAAGCUUCACUGUUCUCCACCUGUAGAACUGGCAUGCACCUCAGAUGAUAAUGACACCCCAGCUUUGGCACUUCUGCACAUUUUUGCAAUGUCCUCUGCUCAUCACACAGCCGACUUUUUGGACAGAGCUUUUAUGUGACCCAUCGGACUUGCACUUUUAAAUUAGUUUUCCGUAUGUGCAUUUAUAUUAAAAAAUGUGCUUUAGAAUAAAGCAAGUUUCGACCGAGGUGGGAGACCCAUGUGGUCUAAGCAGGUUAUGCAUAAGAGAAGAACCUGAGAAGUGCGUAUUUAAAUGUGAUUUUUAUACAGAUUAUUUUAAAACGGCACAUUACUGUAAAAAUGGGAUGCAACGGGCUUGUAAGUGAGCAUGUGAAACUGACGUGGCUCAAAACCAGACAUAGCCACGGGUGCAUAGCUGCACUCUGCCUACAAGACGUUCUCCAUUUAUUGUGCUCUACAUUCCCUCACUUUCCAAACCCUAUUCUGUCUUCUAAAAUGAAUGCAGGAGGCCAGGAUAUGAUAGCUCACAUCCAGUGAUAUGUCGUGGUGAUGCGUAGUAGAAACUUUACCAGCUGCAGCAUAUUAAAAGGAGACACACAGAAGGGUCAAACAAAUCGAACCGGCAAGCCGAAGGACGCCCACGUUUGCAGCCGAUGCUGUGCCGAAUUCUUUGAACUAUCAGAUCUCCUGCAACACAAGAAGAACUGUACUAAAAAUCAAUUAGUUUUAAUUGUGAAUGAAAAUCCCAUCUCUCCUUCUGAAGCCUUCCCUCCAAGCUCCCCCGACGAUAAUCCGGACGGACCGAGGAAUGACACAGCUAAUAACAUGGAUCAAGUAGACUGUGACGACCUCUCCGAGCAGAACAACAAACUUGACAAGGAAGACGCCAUGGUUGCGGUGGCUUCUAGCGUUAGCCAGAGCCCGCGUGGUAGUUCCCAGAACGUCACCACCAGUAUUGCAAGCAGCAACUGCUCCACAGUGGGUACCUCAGCGAUCACAACCUCUCUACCUCAACUAGGGGAACUGACAGCUCUGGGCGGCUUCUCUGUGAUCAACAGCAACGUCAUCAUCGAAAACCUUCAGAGCACGAAAGUGGCGGUGGCUCAGUUCUCCCAGGAAGCGCGGUGCAACGGGGCCACUGCCAGCAAGCUCGCUGUCCCUGCGCUCAUGGAGCAGCUUUUGGCUCUGCAGCAACAGCAGAUCCACCAGUUGCAACUGAUCGAACAGAUUCGUCACCAAAUAUUAUUGCUGGCUUCCCAGAACGCGGACCCGCCGUCAGCCUCGGCCCCCUCUCCGAGCACGUUGCGGACAUCAGCCAACCCCUUGUCCACAUUAAGUUCCCAUCUAUCCCAACAGCUGGCGGCGGCCGCCGGGUUGGCGCAGAGCCUCGCUAGCCAGUCUGCCAGCAUCAGUGGCGUGAAGCAACUACCCCCUCUCCAGCUACCUCAGAGCAAUCCUGGCAACCCAAUAAUUCCAUCCAGUAGUGGCUCGUCUCCAAAUAUUAACCUCCCUGCUGUAGCAGUCACAACACCGUCCUCUGACAAAGUGGCUACGAACGCUGGUGGCCCGCAGCUCGGCAACCCGCCGGCGACCGUGUCAACCUCGCCAGCUUUUGCAAUAAGCAGCCUGUUAAGCCCUGUCUCGAACCCUCUUCUACCUCAACCCACCCCUAGCAAUUCUGUAUUCCCCAACCCACUGUCCAGUCUUGCAACGCCUGCUGAGGACUUAAACGCAUUGGCUGCUUUGUCCCAGCAGAGAAAAAACAAGCCACCCCAUCUAGCCCCCUUUGAGGCAAAAAGUACUUCUGACGAGGCGUUCUUCAAGCAUAAAUGCCGGUUCUGCGCGAAAGUGUUUGGGAGUGACAGUGCCUUGCAAAUCCAUUUGCGCUCUCACACGGGAGAGAGGCCCUUCAAAUGCAACAUCUGUGGGAACCGGUUUUCCACCAAAGGGAACUUAAAAGUCCACUUCCAACGGCAUAAAGAAAAAUACCCGCACAUUCAGAUGAACCCCUACCCGGUCCCGGAGCAUUUGGACAACGUUCCCACAAGUACAGGGAUCCCUUACGGAAUGUCGAUCCCACCCGAGAAACCUGUAACAAGCUGGCUGGACAGCAAGCCAGUGUUAUCGACGUUGACCACCUCGGUGGGCCUUCCGCUUCCCCCCACCAUUCCCGCUUUGACCCCUUUCAUCAAAACGGAAGAGCCUCAGCCGAUUCCCAUCACCCAUCCCUCAUCCAGUCCUGCCCGCUCUGUCAAAAGUGACUCAGGCUCUGUCCAUCCUGCUGGGAGGAACAUAAAUGGGCAUCUGGCUGAAGGGGAGGUGGCCACUUUCCAAACUAUGAACAACAAACCCGACAACAAGCUAGAAGAUAACACUCAGGUGCCCAGUGCCUCUGCGAAUGUGAACAGUUCCAUCCCCUCGCCUGCGGUGGAUUACAGCUCUAACAGCAACCCCCUCAUGCCUCUCAUGUCUGAGCAGUUUAAGGCAAAGUUUCCAUUUGGAGGCCUGCUGGAUGCGACGCCCUCCUCCGAGACAUCGAAACUGCAGCAGCUCGUGGAAAAUAUUGAUAAAAAGGCAAUCGAUCCCAACGAGUGUCUCAUUUGCCAUCGCGUUCUCAGUUGCCAGAGUGCUUUGAAAAUGCACUACCGGACCCACACUGGCGAAAGGCCGUUUAAGUGCAAGAUCUGCGGACGGGCCUUCACGACGAAAGGGAAUCUGAAGACGCACUACAGUGUCCACCGUGCCAUGCCCCCAUUGAGAGUCCAGCACUCCUGCCCCAUUUGCCAGAAGAAGUUUACCAACGCCGUUGUGCUACAGCAGCACAUCCGGAUGCACAUGGGAGGCCAGAUCCCCAACACUCCUGUGACUGAAAACUAUCCUGAGUCCAUGGAAUCCGACACAGGAUCUUUUGAUGAGAAGAAUUUCGAUGACCUGGAUAAUUUCUCUGAUGAGAACAUGGAUGAAUGUCCUGAUAGUAGUGUACCAGACACACCCAAAUCCAUUGAUGCAUCUCAAGAUAGUUUAUCUUCUUCCCCACUUCCCCCAGAAAUGUCGAGUAUUGCUGCUUUGGAAAACCAGAUGAAGAUGAUCAACGCAGGCCUUGCCGAACAGCUUCAGGCGAGUUUGAAGUCCGUAGAGAAUGGUUCAGUGGAAGGGGACGUCAUGACGAACGAUUCAUCGUCGGUCGGUGGCGAUAUGGAAAGCCAAAGCGCUGGGAGUCCUGCUAUCUCAGAGUCUACCUCUUCCAUGCAGGCCUUGUCCCCAUCCAACAGCAUGAACGAUUACCACAAAUCGCCAAGCACCGAGGAGAAACCAGCCCAGACGGUGUUGAGCGACUUUGCCAAUGGUUGGCCCUUGGCUCUCGCCAAUGGUGGCGCUUUGGACUUGACCUCAAGCAACCCAGAAAAGAUGAUCAAGGAAGAGUCCCUGAGCAUGCUGUUUCCUUUCCGAGACAGAGGCAAGCUUAAAAACACAGCGUGUGACAUUUGUGGCAAAACAUUUGCGUGUCAGAGUGCCUUGGACAUUCAUUACAGAAGUCAUACCAAAGAGAGACCGUUUAUUUGCACAGUCUGCAAUCGUGGCUUUUCCACAAAGGGUAAUUUGAAGCAGCAUAUGUUGACCCAUCAAAUGCGGGAUCUACCAUCACAGCUUUUUGAACCCAGUUCCAACCUCGGCCCCUGUCCAAACUCCUCAUCGGCAAUACCUGUGAACCCCCUCUCGUCUCUUAUAAAGACUGAGGUCAAUGGCUUCGUCCACUGCUCUCCCCAGGACAGCAAAGAAGCAUCGCCCACCAUACUCCCUUCGGGGCCUUUGACACCUUCCGCUACGUCCCCGGUCUUGCUUCCCAUUCUUCCUCGACGAACGCCGAAGCAACACUACUGCAACACGUGUGGGAAGACUUUUUCGUCCUCCAGCGCUCUGCAGAUCCACGAAAGAACCCACACAGGAGAGAAGCCUUUUGCCUGCACUAUAUGUGGGAGAGCGUUUACGACAAAAGGCAAUCUUAAGGUUCACAUGGGGACGCAUAUGUGGAACAGCACACCUGCUCGGCGAGGCAGACGGCUUUCGGUGGACGGCCCCAUGACUUUUCUCGGGAGCAAUCCUGUAAAAUUUCCAGAUGUGUUUCCAAAAGAUUUGGCUGUGAGGUCAGGGAACGGAGACCCUUCUAGCUUCUGGAAUCAGUACGCAGCCGCGCUCUCCAAUGGUUUGGCCAUGAAGGCGAACGAGAUUUCGGUCAUCCAGAACGGUGGGAUCCCUCCCAUUCCGGGGGGCUUCGGCAACGGCAGCAGCUCCCCGAUUAGCGGCCUGACCGGCAGCCUGGAGAAGCUCCAGAAUUCGGAACCUAACGCGCCUCUAGCUGGUCUGGAGAAAAUGGCGAGCAGCGAGAACGGGACGAAUUUCCGUUUCGCACGUUUCAUGGAGGACGGCAAAGAGAUUGUAACCAAUUAGGACCCAUGUUACGGACGAUCCUGCCGUUAUUGCAACCUAAGGUUGUGUGGGAGGUUGUUUGUUGUUGUUGUUGUUGUUGUUCUUGUUCUCGUUUCUGGCAAAUCGACAAAACAGCAACAUUAAAAAGACGUUAUUUUGUACCCUGUUCGACAUCUAGAGUUUUAAAAUGGCUUAUUUAUUAGUGAUAUACCCCCCUUCCUCCCCCCCGUUUUGGCUGUGCAAGCGUUAACUUCCAUCUUCUGUAUUUUAAUAAUAAUGAUGAUGAUAAUCAUGAUCCUGUGCCGUCAAACUACUAAUUGACUAAAGUGGUGCUGUUACAUUUAUAGCAACAAAAGUCUGUUCCGCUCCCCGGUCUCAUUCUGGAAUUUAACUUAUUUUCUAUACCCAGCUUCCCAGAAACUUUCGGAGGUGAUACCAUGCCUCCGGAAUUCAUUUAUUCCUCUCUCUCCAUCCCCUGAUGAAAGUCUAUCUGUGUGUAUCUUCCGAUCCUGAUGACAAUUUUUGUCAGCAAAUCUGUUUCGAUUCUCAAAAAAAACCCCAGAACCCACCGAUGUGUGUGGAGGAAUGAAAAAGGACCAUAUAAAACUGAACCGUGUGCAUCUUUCAUGACGGGCUCAGUUGUGUGUGUGCGUGUUUUGUUUUGUUCUCAAUUUCUGUUCUGAAAUUUAAAACGGCUUUACUUUGAGUGGGGUAGAUUUUAAGUUCUUUUUUCCCCCCUCUCCUCCUUUUGGAACUGUCCUUUGUACUGUGCUUUUUACUGGCGUCCUCUUAGAUGUUAAUAAGUUUCUGUACAGUAAAUAAGCACGCCGAUGAUUAGAGGAAAUCCAAAAGUCUUGUUCCAGUAGUUUGAAAACCUUUUGCCUUGUAAAUAUAUUCACUAUAGAGAGGUGGGGAAAUUGCUGGACUCCGUGCUGCUAUAAAAGGCAUCUUGAACAACCUUAUACAGACAAAUUUAGAUGCUCUUGUACAUACAAUGAGAAAUAUUGAGUUCAUUAAAAUGUACAUAUUUUCCCAAUGA